AUGGGUUUAAUUGGCGGUGGAGAGGAAGUCAAAAAUGCUAUUAUAAAGGGUUUGCAAAGUAAUGUAAAUCAGCUUAGUAAGCUUUUACAAACAUCUUGCGGAGGUGAGGGGUGUUGUGAUAAGGCUGUGAAUUUCCGUGUUGAUCAUCUUAAAAAUCUUCAAAUGACAUUUGAAAGCAUUGAUAAUAUUAAAACAAAAAUUGAUAGCCUUAAAAAGCAAAAUGAUGAACAGAGUAAGGCGCCUGGAAGGGCGCCGUCCGACGGCAGUGAUGCUGAGAUUCAGAGGCUUGAAGAGCAAAUUAAGCAAAAUGAAGAGAAGCUUAAAGAGCAAAAAAGUCUUGUUGAUCAGCAAAUUAGUGAGCUUGAAGCUCAAUUAAAAGAGCCUAAAAAGGAAAUUGAUGAAUACAUUAAGAGCCUUACUGCAGAAGUCAAAAGGCAUCAAGAUGCAAUUGAGCGGUAUAAAAAGGCAGAACAGCAAAAAAAUCCUGAUAAAAAAGUUGAAGAUAUCUCUAUUCCCUAUCAUCUUUCUCAUCCUCUUGCAACUGAGCAGGCUAAAUUGAAGUCUCAUGAGGCUUCGUUGACAUCGCUUGAGAGUCUUGAAAAGCUUAUGAAAUUUCAUGAGGGUGUUCCAUCUAAAAAUAGUGAAGAAUGUAAAAACAUUUUAGAUAAAUUGUGUUCAGGUCUCCAAACAUUCCUUGGUUACCAAGAAACUUCCAAAGGCUACUCGGGCCUUGGCAUCGUGUACUCCGACCUCGACAGGCUCUGCGACGGGGUGAUGUCUUUCCUUCAUGGAGUUUUAGAUAACAUUAAGCCUAAAUUAGGCCAGCAUAAAGACACUUUAGAUAGCGCACUUACUUCACUUAAAAGCACAAAUCUUAAUGGUAUUACUAAAUACAAGGCGGCGAUAGCCGCGGUGGCGAGUGGUGUGCGUACAUAUAAUGAGAGAGUGGCAGCGUCGAAUGAUGUGAUACAAAACAUUGUGAAGAAGAUGCAAAAUCACGUUGGCGAUGAGUUAAAUAAAAAGCUGAGUGCUAUAAAUGAUAAUGAUUUUACUCGUGAUCCUGAUGUUACCAAGGCUGCGGAGGCUGCCAAGGCCUUGGCCAAGGAGUACGCCUCUAAAGGUGAGGAUUUCAACAACGGCUUCCAUAAUAGAGUACAAAAGUACAGAGGCUAUAAAGCUGAGGUGAAACCUAAAGAAGAAUUUAUGGACUUGAAUCCUACAUUACGCGAUAAAAUCGAUAAUGUGAGAAAUAUAAUUUCCUAUGAAGCUACAAGGCUUAGUACUUUGUCCGCCACGGAGCACAGAAAUCUGGAAGAGAUUAUUGAAAGAAUUAAAGAGACGUGUCAUUCGCUAAAUAGGUGCGUGAAUGAUAAAAUCAGCAACGAUAUUGUUGCUCUUGUUAGGGAGUUGAGAAAAAAAGUUGAAGAAAUUCUGAAACAGCUUAAGAAAAUUAAUGAGACGCUUGUCGGCUAUGUUACUACGUUGCAAAAAUGGAUUAGAGAGGCGGACGAAAUUAUUGAGCAAGUGAUGAAGGAGACAAAGAAGAUUGAAGACAAGCAUAUUGGUUUAGUAAAUCAGGAUGCCAUCAGGGAGAAAGCAAAAGAGUUGGGCACAAGAAAAAAGAGUCUGGACGAGUAUAUUAACAGCGUGAAGAGUAGUCUCGGCAAUUUGGCGUCUACAGCUACGAAGCAAGUUAAAGCUUUGGAAGACGUUUAUAAGAAUAAAUUGUUGGCGAUUACGCAGGCGGUGGAGAAAGUUCCGGAGGCGGUUCAUGCGCUUGCAGGAAAGUUUACUGGUCUUAGAGGCGACGUUCCGAAGAACAUUGAUGGGAUUUUUGACAAUAUUAGGAAUACGGUUGCGCAAAUUAAGGGGGAAAGUGGUGGUUCAUUUAUUAUGGGUUUCGAGGGGAUUAAAGAGGCUGUUAAGGACUACGCUGAGGAGUUUGGCAAGGAACAGUUUCAGACGAAGAUUUUACAGGUGUGGGUGAACGGCAUUUGGGUGAAGGAACCGGUUAAGUGGUGGAUAGAAGGGUAUGGCAGGGCGGUCGGUAGUAAGGGUGCUAAGUUUAACGAUCCAUAUCUUGACGGCGCUGAAACUAUUAUGCAGCAACUUACGAAGAAAAUCGCAGGUGCACUUCUAGGAGAGAUUGACAAGGGGAGUGAAAUUGAAGCAGCGCAGGGAAGGAUUUCAACCGUAGCCGACGGCAAAAUUGAUGCCUAUGUUAACGCAGUAAAAGAAAUUUGCAACACUUUUGCCGAUGCUCUUGGGAAGAAGAUUAAAGAGGACCAAGAAACAAGAAAUGAUACGUUCAUUGAGGGAAUAGCAAGGAACAUUGCGACAGAUUUGGGAGAUCAAUAUUCGGAUCAAACUGCCAAAGGAUAUCUCGAGUGGGCCGUCAAAUACACUCUCCACGAGCUCGUUGGUGCGGCUAGGGGAGUGGCUAAGGAGGUCGAUUCUUUAGUCAACGAGCGCAGGCCUUUCGGCGCAGAUCCAACCAGCAUCGCUAAAAAAAUAGCAGAGGCACACGGGAUUGCUAAGUUGCUUAACGGUCAGCUUGAACAGGCGACUGGACAACCGGCUGGCGGCAAAACUAACUUUGCCCUCGAAGUCGACUCCGCAAUCAAGUCCGUAGAGAUGCAGGUCACCGGCAUUGAAGGCCCUGAAAACUCAGUAAGCAUAAAAGGAAACUCCAUCAACUCCGAACGCAACACCGCCUACGAACCCCUCAACGAUGCGAUCACUUCCAUUAACGGAUAUUCUGACAAGGGACUUGACGUCUCACUGACCACAAAAGCCCUUGAAUCUCUUUCCACCGGUAUCCAAUCCAACCUUGAAGCUCUCCAAAAGGCGAUGACGGAGACUGGCAAAUCUAUAAAUGAGAAAUUAAAGCAGCUCAAAGAUGACAAGAUCGGCAAGAAAGAACAAGGCGUCACGGUUAACGACGGGACUCUCCAAAAAAUUCACGAUGAUAUUCUCAAAUUGCUGGGUGGCGAUUUGGACAAAACCAUAAAAGAGACAGAAGAAUUAUUAAAAGUCGCCGAGCGAGAAGGGGAUACAACAAUUGAACAUUUAAGAUCCCACGUCAACUCCGAAGUUCAAAAGACCAUCGAGAAACUCACCACCCAGGCCAACAAGAAUUACGUGACGUCAGUCAAAGAGAUGCUGAAGGCCUUUGCUAGCAGGGUUCAAAAGAUACUGCAGCAUUUGCCUAAGGAUAUCGACACCGACCGCAGGGAGGGCUUUAAAGGUUUUAUGAGAACCAUUGAAGGCAGAAUUGACGGAAAUAAUACGACGCAGGAUCACAUUAAUUUGCUCAAAGAUCUUGCAAGUGAGUCCACUGACACAGCUGAGCAGAAGAAACAAGCGCUCGAAAAAACGUCCAUCUCUUUCCUUAGCUUCAUUACUCACAUUAUGCAAUACGUUAGGGAACAAGAAAAGGGAGACGGCGGACACGCCGGCGACGUAAAAUCCCUUUCAUUGCUCUCUCAUACAUUGUUCCAAGAUCUCUACGCUUCGAAACAUUUCGAUCCUAAAUUUUUCGAAAACCUAGAUAGACUAAAAAAUAUGAUUAGUAAAUUUGCACCUAAAACGUUCGGCGAGGGCAAGAGCCCUUUGCUGCUGGAGACUCUGAGAGCUGGCUUCCCAGCUUUGGUAUCAGAGUUGGGAAAGGCCUACUUAAACGUGUACGAGGAUUCUCCGCCAAUCACUCAGUGGCUUACUAAGGUCACUGACACUGACAAGUCGAAGUCCAGCGACGCUGUUCCCGAGGCCCCCAAAUACAAGUUGACGCCGGACGGUAUGAAUGGUGCUAAAAUCAUGCUCACCAUCACUCCCAUCGUAUGUGACGCGUUAAAAGAGCUAAAAGAUGGACUUGACAACGACUGGAAAGACUAUAAAAUAUAUAAUUCCGAGAAAUCUCGCCAUAGCCUUCACAGACUUUUCUUUAAAGAGAACGGUUACGAUCCUGGUCUACCUGAAAAGGCUAUGCACGGUGAACUGAAUCACAAAAAAGGUUUCAACGGUGCAAAAAUUCUUGAGCAUCUUAACAAUCCACAACAUGAACUCUUCGAGAGUAACAAACAAUCGCUUGGCGAUGCCACUCUGACUGUCGAAUCGGCCGAAGCUGGUGUCAUCCCGAAACUAUACAACUACCUUACGGAUUUCUUCCAGGUCGGUCACAUAGCCACUUCCUUCUCCAAGAGGGCACCAUGCUCAGUGUACGAGCAGUUAGUUUGGCUCACCGGGCUCCCGCACAAUCCUGUAUACGUUAAGUUACCUAAGCACGUCACAUCGCUGUUCGAAGUGCCAGAUAAAAACAACCCGUCUGAGAAAAUCUAUAACUCCAUUGACGCCUCCCCUACAAACAUUAAUGAUUACGACAUAGUAACAGCUGUUAAGGAAAUAUGCGGCAAAGCAUACGCCGUGUUGACCACUGUCGCUGGCACCGGUGACGCUGAGUGCGGGUAUGCCUGUGAGUUCCCGAGCAAUUCGUUAGGUCUACAGUAUCCAUCUAAUCCAGCGCAGUGCUUCGAUACGCUCCUUGACAUCCUUCGCCGCCUGUUCCCUCCGCUGAAAUUCCUGUUCACUCAAUGCGGUACGCCGGCGUCUGAACAUGGUUGGUUGCGGUGCCAGUACGGCAAGGAUGUCAAGUCAACCAAAUCGCAAUGCAACGAGCAUACCAAACAGGGAACCAAAGAGCCAACCAAAUGCCUACCCAAAUCGCCCCUUCAGUCGUAUCUAAGUGACAGUUUAAUCGGACACCUUCCACAUAACUUGUCCUCUAUCGGCUGCCAAGCGAAAUGUGCCACCUGCCCUGGCGGUAUACCAGGGAUGCCCUGUCUGACUCCCCUUGGCUUCCGGGGGUUCUCUGGUUCCACCAAAACAGGGGCGUACUUGUCCUCCGUCAUCGGGGAAUUAUUGGAAAUAAGAAAUGUUUAUACACUGUUUGGUCUUGCACCCAAAACGCCACGGACGUUGCCAGAGCACUUCGAAUUUGCGUCCGCUCUUGUGCGCGGGUGGCAUGAUGGCAAAACGUAUCAUAAGGUUUACUUCCAAAAAUCCUUCGAGGACUCGGCUACGAAGCUGUCCAUUAGUCUGUAUGAGGAAGCUAACAAACUUACAGAUGCGCUUCGUGAUGCCUACGGUUCUGAAUCAGUUGGCCAUUCCGAAUGCCAGGAUCCCCAUCUGUUGAAUCUUACAGCUUUUAACACGUGUAACAAAAAUAAUCACUGCGCUCCGUAUCUGUCAUCACUCUGCGGAGGUUACUACACGUGUCUACCAUUUAAGAAUUCUAACACGUAUUUGUCAUGGGCCAUUUACCUCCCAUGGACAUUCUGGGAUCUACUAAACCAUUUAUAUAACGCUUUCUGUGGAAUCACUUGUGCAGACUGGGGAUGCCGCGGAUGUCUCAGAGGAGACAAGUGCAAGAGCGGCAAGCACGGCGUCGUUGAAGAUGAGAAGAAAGCAGAUGCCACGUGUCAGUGUGAUUCCAUAGUGAAAUGCAGAGGCGUGGCACCUACGCUCUACCAGUACGGAUUCAGCUUCGGCGAGGCGUCGACGUUGAAUGGUGGCCUCGAAAAAUUUCUCGGCUACGAGAAUGGUAAUUACACCGGAGAGGGCAUAGUGUACUCGGACCUUGACAGGCUCUGCGACGGGGUGAUGGCGUUCUUGCACGGGGUGCUUAAAGAUGUCUACAAUAAACAGCCUUACAAAGUAGGCAGGGAGGACCUUAAAAGGCUUGUUGGAGAGAUUAAUAGUAAUUUGUGUUCAGGUCAUGAUGGUUUUAAGAGAGUUAUUGGCCAGGUGGCCGAUGGUGUCGGGGGGUAUAAUAGGGAAGUGGAGGGGAGUAAUAAUCUUGUCAAGGGGAAGAUAGAAGAGAUGCAGAGGAAUAUGAAGAGUCUUCAAAAACAGGUGAGUGGAAUUUUAAAGGAUCAUUCUGGUGCAGGUAACCCGGAGCUCAAGACGGCGGUGAAGACGCCCACUCAAGAGGAAGAGGAAGUCAAGGCGUCGGAGAGGACGGCCAAUGGGAGACUGUCGGAGUGUCUGGACUACGCCAAGAAAUUCAAUGACACUUUUAAUCUUGAUAGUCCACAUAGCAACAUUCGAACCCUAGUAAAUGAUCUUAGUGCUAAUUUAUCGCAUCACGUAAUAAAUACUGUACGUAGUGUUAAUGAUGAGACCGAUCGACUUAAGAAGUCGUCCACGAAAGCAUGGGAGGACUUCAGGGACAUGCAUCAGAGUAUUGACAGCACAUUCGAAAUGUUAGGAAGAGAUGUUAACCGGGAAGUCCACACAAAGGUGGCUUGUCUAGUUACCGGUGUAAAAAAUAAGGUCAGUGAUAUGAGAGAUAAACUCAACAGCGUCAGCAAUAAGGUGAUAAUGUUUGCUGAGAUGUUGGGCACAUGGAUAAAAGAAAGCAGAAAACUGGUUGAUGACUUAAGGCUGAGGCAUGUUGAUAAUACAAUUAAACUGUCCAAAGGCGGUCCAGGUUCUUGGAAAGGGGAGGUCGAAAGAAUUGUGAGAGAAAUUGGAGAAGCCUUCACAGCGGCGGAUGGGCACGUAAACACAUUGGUUGCAGGUGCUAUCAGCGCUGUUGGCAAUUUGAACGAAGAGCUUAUGUACGAUUUGAAGAAUGUUAAAGAGGCCAUCAAACAGGAAAUCCAUACGUUGAUUCAGAAGACCCAUGAAGAGUUUGAGACCAUUAAAAAAAGUGUUCAAAAAAACGGGCCCGGCGGAAAAGCCGAUUCAGAUAUGAGUAUAGAGAAAUAUUGGACUGACCUCGCAGAUGAGCUUAACAGGCUCCUUAAAGAAAUAUAUGACGGUGAUGCCAUUCCUGGAGCUUCCGGUAUUCUUGGUAUAAUUGUCCAAGGCGUUAAAGACUAUGCUGGGACGUUUGGAACGGGGGGACAAUUCUGGAAUACGGUUUUGCCGGUGUGGUUGAUGGAUCUUUAUACGAAAGACACAUUUACAUCAACUAUUGUUAAUUAUGUUGGGCGUCAUGUACUUGAUGUCACAAAAGUGCAAAGGAACAUACAAGAUCUUAUUACGAGGCAAAUUACUAGCCUUGCACGAACUACGAAAAAAACCCAAAUCACGGCAAGUCUUGAGGCCCAGUUGGAUUAUAUAUACCAAUUUUUGACAGACUUUGCCCAUCAAGUGGAUGAAAGAAGGCCUACUGAGAUCUCCUCACACAUACAUUCGCAGCUGCGAAAUAUAUACCGCAGCCUCUCAGGCGCUGAUAGCAAUCAACUCCAGCCUGCAGUUGAAUUCGUCCUCACCGCAGUGUCAACUGCGAGUAAGAGGGCGGCUGGAGAAAUUCAGAGGUUCAACAAGGAAUCCAAGAUUGGGCAGUUGACGGACGUAAUCAACAAAGCCACCAAUAUUGCCAAGAGUCUCAACAUCAACGGACGUAUGAUUGGCAUCGCAAUACAGGGCGUAAAGGAACCAAUAAAUCAGGUGAACAUCGCACUUAAAACCGGAAUCAACGACAAGAUAUCCGAAAUACUUAACACGCAGAUCGGAACGGAUCGAGGUAAACAAGUCCAUAUCAAAGACGCUCCAAAAUUCGGGGAAUAUAAAAGGUUCAUAGAAAGCGUCAGUGUGGUGGAAGGACCAAAAGGCGAACUCCCAGACGCGAUCAAUGAUAUCGGAAAGCACGGACUCACGGUGCUUGGAAAUAAAUUAAACGGCGAAACCUCAAGUGGGUCUAUUGGUUUCCUCAAGCACAUCACCGACAAUCUCAACAACCUCACCAAUGCUAUUCGUGAAACUGGCAAAAACAUUCACCAAUAUUUACAUCAUCUGACAACCGAGAACAUUGAUACCCAACUCAAUAAAAUUAGGAAAGAUUUCCUGGACUUGCAAACCGUUGCUUUGGCCGGUUUAACUCGAGACGCCAACAGUUUCAUUGAUUUCGACGCCGACGUUUUAUGCGACGCUACCAUUACAAACUUAAAAGCCUUUGUCAAUUCUCAAAUUGGCUUUGCUCAAACCUCCCUCACCGCCCGCGCCCGCCGCAACUACGUCACCUCCGUCAAGGCGCUGCUCCAGGCCUUCGCCGCGAAGGUCUCGCGGGAGCUGCAGCCUUUGCCCGCCGCGAUCGACGAGGACCUGCGCGUAGGCUUCAAGGGGUUUAUGAGGAAGUUCGGCGAGAAGUUUGUUAACCGAGUUAAGGAUAUUAAGGACGUCAAGGCGUACAUUUCUGUAGUCGAUCCGCUGCAGUAUUCACCGUUAACACAAGGGACGAAAAUCUUAAAUAGGGGGUUUGAGGAUUUAUUCCCUAUUUUGCAAGAUCAAGAAGACUUCAAGCCUGACUUCUAUAAAGUCGCGCCGUUCAAGGAGGCUCUCACAACAUUGCUCACUGGCCUUAUUAGUUCACAGCACUUUAACAAUGACUUUAGUAAUAAUUUAGACGCACUUGAAAAAUCAGUCACUGCAUUGGGUCCUAAAAUAUACGGCGAGGGCAACAGUCCGUUGCUGCUCAACGCUCUCAGAAAGGGAUUCCCGGCUCUGGUCAAAGAGCUGAAAAAGGGGUAUGUUUCCUCCUAUUCGGGUAGGACAUUUGGGCAAUUGUUGAAACAAAAAAGUGUUGACGCCAAAAAUGUUCCCGCUGUAACACCUGGCGCCGUCUCUCCAAAAGUUGCGCCUUCCGUACCACCCAAUACCAUCUCCUCCGCGUCAGCCCAAAAGGCCGAGACAGAAUAUGAAUUAACUACCGAGGGAAAAAAUUGCGCCAAGGUCUGUGUCACAAUAUUGAGAACCGUUUAUGAUGGCAUUCGCAAGUUAGUGUAUGAAUGUGACCAAUAUUGGGACAAGCAUACGCUGUUUGAAUUAAAUGGUGACAAAGAAAAUCCUCUAGGUGCAUACUUAAAGCAUUGUGGUUACAAGGUGGCCACAAACCAAGACUCCAAGGAUGGCGAGUUGAAGUUCCCUCUGACCAACUAUAAAGGUCAGAAGAUCUAUGACAACCUCCAACGCACAAUUAAUGAUGCGAAGAAGAAUUCACAUCUUACAGCUUGCAAACCAAAUGAAAAGGGAGAGAACUUCAAUGUAUCGGACAUCCUUUCAUGCAUAAUUAAGCAUCUCAACCAAUAUAAUAACGUCUGUCACCUUAAUCACAUUGAUUCACCUAAAUCACCAACCACCGUUAACCAAAUGCUACAGUGGUGCGCCGGGCUGCGUUACCACCGUGUCUAUGAGCCCCUUAAGCAACACCUUAAUUCGUUGUUUGCCAACGACCACUCCGAUUUUUCAUAUAAAAUACACACCCUUGCAGAGUUCGAUUUGGAAGUUUUAUGCAAUUAUUCACACAAAUUGCUCACCAGCAUUCUGGGAACUGGUGAUGAACACACCGUUUAUGCCUCCGACUACCAAAACAAUGCACUAAAUUUUUACUAUCCCUCCACUCCAUCACAGUGCCUUGACAUGCUUCUCGACAUCCUUCGACGUUUUUUACCUACACUCAGAUUCUUACAAAAUCAGUGUCAAUUGCGUGCUAUACAUCACGGUUGGUACGAUUGCAAGUACGGCAAGGACAUAGCUCCAGCCAAAUUGCCAUGUGACAACCACUCACACAGCAAACCAACGUGCCAACCAAGUGACCAACCAAACACACAACCAAAUUGCCAACCUACUUCACCUUUAAUGUCCUAUCUGAACGAUUGUCUUCCUGGUCAUUUACCACAUCAGCUUAGUUCCAUCGGUUGUAGAGCUACAUGUAACACGUGCCCCAAAGCAAGCCUGGGCAACCAUGCUUGA
Messenger RNA from Babesia ovata, 9756 nucleotides. RefSeq lists its product as uncharacterized. The record is from RefSeq and is a predicted model, not a curated record. Lineage: Eukaryota; Apicomplexa; Aconoidasida; Piroplasmida; Babesiidae. The transcript is spliced from 2 exons. The coding region runs from base 1 to 9756 and encodes 3251 amino acids.